This is a messenger RNA of Trichomonas vaginalis G3, 480 nucleotides long. Its product is annotated as calcium ion binding. Bases 1 to 480 code for a protein of 159 amino acids. The record is from RefSeq and is a predicted model, not a curated record. Gene Ontology annotation, biological process: spindle pole body duplication. Gene Ontology annotation, cellular component: microtubule organizing center. The transcript has a single exon. Lineage: Eukaryota; Parabasalia; Trichomonadida; Trichomonadidae. Gene Ontology annotation, molecular function: microtubule binding; calcium ion binding.
AUGUCACGCUCAAGCAAGCACCGCCCACAAUUAACAAAAGACGAAGAUAAAGAAAUCGAAGAAGCAUUCGAUGUUUUUGAUAUUGAUAAAUCAGGAACAAUGGAUUCUAAAGAACUUCGUGACGCAUUACGCGCAUUAGGUUUCGAUGUCACUAAGGCAGAAGUAGAAAAAAUUAUGAGCAGAAGAGAUCCAAAUGGAAAUGGAUUCCUUACAAAGGAUGUUUUCAAACAAGUUUGCGCAGAAUAUAUUAAAACCCGUGAUCCAAGAACAGAAAUCCUUCGUGCCUUUGCUCUCUUUGAUACAGAUCAUGAUGGUCUUAUCGAUAUCGAAGAUCUUAAGAAAGUAUCCAAAGAAUUAGGAGAUGAUCUUCCAGAAGAGGAACUUGAAAUUAUGAUUUCUAAGUUUGACAAGGAUAAAGAUGGAAAAAUUAAUAUUGACGAAUUCUUUAACAUCAUGGAUCCAACACAUGCUGCCCAUUAA